Dothidotthia symphoricarpi CBS 119687 is the source of this 471-nucleotide messenger RNA. RefSeq lists its product as uncharacterized. The record is from RefSeq and is a predicted model, not a curated record. Bases 1 to 471 code for a protein of 156 amino acids. The transcript is spliced from 2 exons. Lineage: Eukaryota; Fungi; Ascomycota; Dothideomycetes; Pleosporales; Dothidotthiaceae.
AUGUCGGCAAAGAACGAACAAGGCAGGAUUGAUGUUACGCAGAAGAAUGUCUUCGAAAAACCCCUCCUCCAACACACCUCCCCCCGCUCCCAACCCUCCUACAUCCAAGACACCACCCUCAAAGCCGGCCUCUGCACAGAAGCCUCUCCCAUCGCGGCGACCCUGACAAGCGGGUUCCUCGACUUCGCCGCCUCGCGGGGGGUCGACCUGCGCGGGCAGGGCGUCGAGCAGGGCCAGCGGUGGUGCAUUGGCGCGAAUCGGUGGAAGCAGGCGCUUGAUAGUGGGAUUAAGGAUGUUCCCCGCGUGAAGCUGGAGAGUACGCAUGUUGGGGCGUUGAGGGUCGUGGGGCUGGAUGUUCUGAGGGGGUGGGCGGCUGAGCAGGAUGUUGGGGGGGGGACGGCGGUGCCGGGUCGGGGGAAGGGGUGGGUUAGGGAGAGUGGGGAGAUUGGGGGGAGGGAGCCGAGGGCUUAG